AUGGCAGCAAAGGAAGAUCUACUGUACAAAAUUUGGCUAUCUGAACAAAUUGAGCGUUUUGAGGGUAAUUUAAUGUUUUUGUUAUUUUCUGCAGAUAUGGUGAGUUAUUUAGAAGCAUUUUUAAGUAAGGGAGGCAAAUUACCGCCAGGACAACGCCACCAGCUCUCCGGUGCAUUUUGCAAACUCGCCGCCCCAAAACGUUUCGCAUUGGAAAAAAUUAAUCUAGCAUUAAAUGCAACGAGUGAAGAUAAUCAAUCUGAAUAUACGAGUUUAUUACAUUAUAAGAAAGUUCUUGAAGAUGAAAUUCGCCAAAUUUCAAAUCGAUGCAUAAAGUUAAUAGAUGACUGCAUGAAAGAUGAUGACGAAGCAGAACUGAAAGCUUUGUAUCACUGCGUAAAGGCUGAUAGCUUUAGAUAUCUUUGUGAGUGUGAAACUGGUGAUAAUAUAGGUGACAUUGUGAAAAGUGCCCUUGAAGAGUAUAAAACGGCUUCUAGAAUAGCAAUUGGGAAUUUAAAUCCUACUAAUGCAAUUAGAUUAGGAAUCGCCAUUAAUUUGUGCAUUUUCUAUCUGUAUGUUGCCAAUAAUGCCAAAGAUGCCUAUGGAAUUGCUCACUCAGCUCUUAGGGAUGCUGAUGCAGAAAUAGCCAAUUUGCAAGAAAAAGAACUUGAUGGGUUGGUACAAGGCUGCCUAAUUCAACUCAAAGACUACAAAUAUUCCAUCCAGAAACUAUUUUUAUCAACUGAAAGUGCAGAAGGCGUAAACUAA
This is a messenger RNA of Rodentolepis nana, 765 nucleotides long. The record is from the annotation of a GenBank genome assembly. NCBI's taxonomy places the organism in Eukaryota, Metazoa, Platyhelminthes, Cestoda, Cyclophyllidea, Hymenolepididae.